Messenger RNA from Pipistrellus nathusii (Nathusius's pipistrelle), 501 nucleotides. NCBI's taxonomy places the organism in Eukaryota, Metazoa, Chordata, Mammalia, Chiroptera, Vespertilionidae. The record is from the annotation of a GenBank genome assembly.
AUGACAGCGGGAACAGUUGUGAUCACUGGCGGAAUCCUAGCUGCGGUCAUCCUCCUCUCCAUCAUCGCCGUCCUGUGCUACUGUAGGCUCCAGUAUUACUGCUGCAAGAGGAGCGGAGAGGAGGAUGCAGAGGAGGAGGAGGAGGAGCACGACCUGCCCACCCCCUCCAGAGGCCCCCCCUGCAAUGCCUGCAGCGCCCGAGCCCUGGACGGCAGAGGCGGCCUGGCGCCCGUCACCAGCGAGCCCUGCGGCCCGCCGGGCGGGGUGGCAGCCGGCCACUGCGCCACCUGCUCCCCAUACAGCUCCCCCUUUUACAUCCGGACAGCCGACAUGGUGCCCAACGGGGGCGGGAGCGAGAGGUUCUCCUUCGCGCCCACAUAUUACAAGGAGGGGGGCCUCCCAUCCCUCCAGCUGGCAGCACCCCACAGUUACCCGGUGACGUGGCCGGGCUCUGGGCGUGAGGCUCUCACUAAUCCAAGGGCUAUUAGUACAGAAGUGUGA